AUGCCCCUCUCGUGUCGCUUCUACAAGGAAAAGUACCCCGAAGUGGAGGACGUCGUCAUGGUGAACGUCCGCGCCAUAGCCGAGAUGGGCGCCUACGUCCAUUUGCUGGAAUACAACAACAUCGAAGGCAUGAUACUGCUCUCCGAGCUGUCGCGGCGGCGCAUCCGGUCGAUCAACAAGCUGAUCCGCGUGGGCAAAACGGAGCCCGUGGUGGUCAUCAGGGUGGACAAGGAGAAGGGCUACAUAGAUCUGUCGAAGCGUCGGGUGAGCGCCGAAGACGUGGAGAAAUGCACCGAGCGAUUCGCCAAAGCCAAAGCCGUCAACUCCAUAUUGAGGCACGUGGCUGAAUUGCUGAAGUACGAGUCCGACGAGCAGCUCGAGGAGUUGUACCAGAAGACGGCGUGGCACUUCGAGGAGAAGUACAAGAAGAACAAGGCCAGCGCUUACGAUUUCUUCAAGCAGGCCGUGCUGGAUCCGAGUAUAUUGGCUGAAUGCGAACUGGACGAGAAGACUAAAGAGGUGCUGUUGAGCAACAUUAAGAGGAAAUUAACAUCGCAGGCUGUGAAAAUUCGAGCGGAUAUCGAGUGUGCUUGUUACGGCUACGAAGGUAUCGAUGCAGUGAAAACCGCUUUGAAAGCCGGUUUAGCGCUCUCCACCGAAGAAUUACCCAUUAAAAUCAAUCUUAUAGCACCCCCUUUGUACGUUAUGACUACCUCGACACCGGAGAAACAGGACGGACUGAAAGUUUUGAGCGAAGCCAUCGAGAAGGUGAAAGCGACUAUAACGGAAUUAGGAGGAGUAUUCAACGUACAAAUGGCUCCUAAAGUGGUGACUGCCACGGACGAAGCGGAAUUGGUGAAGCAAAUGGAACGGGCCGAGUUAGAAAACGCGGAAGUGGCCGGUGAUGAUGAUGAGGAACAGGACGAGGGACAGAUUUACAGCGAUGAUGAGAAGGACGAGAAGGAAAAUUCGGCGGGCGAAGGGGACGAGGAAUAA
Messenger RNA from Phyllotreta striolata, 996 nucleotides. NCBI's taxonomy places the organism in Eukaryota, Metazoa, Arthropoda, Insecta, Coleoptera, Chrysomelidae. The record is from the annotation of a GenBank genome assembly.